CCUAUAGCAGCCGCAGCCGUUUGUUGGUCUACUGUGUAGUCUACUGCGCGCUUUUCUGCUACUGUAGCUGAGCACUUCACUGUCUUUGUACACGACAAUAACCGCAGGAGAACGUCGUCGGCAACCUGCCACGUUUCGGCGACAGCGAUGGGGGUGGAAACCGACGCCUCUGCGUUAUCCCGGCCUCCAUCGGGCGUGAAGAGACGUUUGACUGCGCCCACAUUCGCCAUGUACCGCACGCUGGCCGCAGCAUGGCUGGGUUGUCUCUGCGUGGGCGCAGCUGUGGGAUACGCGCCUGCCGCUCUGCGUACGCUAACGGCCAUGCCUACCGCCCAGGGCGGCAACGUGUCCCCGACCAUCUCCGCCGAUGGCGCUAUCUGGUUUAGCUCUAUGCUGCCGCUAGGUGCCGUUGUGGGCAGCAUGUGUGCCGGCAAUCUGUGCCAGUGGCUGGGUCGACGCAAGGCCAUGGUUGGCUGCUCACUCGGAUUCCUCUUAGGCUGGCUGUGGUUGCACUGGGCCGACAGCGUGACCGGUCUGUACUCGGCUCACUUCGCAGCGGGCUUCUCCGUGGGCUUGGUGUCCCUCUGUGCUACUGCUCACAUGGUCGAGGUGGCCGCGGCUAACAAUCGAGGAUUCGUGGGUGGCGGCCUAUUCGUGGCAGUGACUGCGGGCAUGCUCUAUUCCCACUGCCUGGGCCUGCUUCUGGACUGGUCUUGGCUGGCCCUGGGGUGCGCCAUUCCGGCGCUGCUAUUCGCCGCCGUGGCACCCUUCGCAGUCGAGUCGCCCCGUUGGCUCUUGCUACAUGCACGGAGGGAGCGCGCUGUGCAGGCGCUGAAGCGGAUUGGUCUCAGCGGCGCUCACGCGGAUCGCGAGGCGCGCCACAUCGAGGAGGCGUUCACGUGCCUGCCGCCAACGGCCGUCAACGUGCUCCUGGUGUACCACGUGAUGUUCGUCCAGCAGUUCUCGGGCAUCGGCGCAGCGCCGCCGUACAUCGCUGGCUUAGCGCAGGCCGCGGGAGUGACCGUGUCACCGGCGGCGUUCGCCGUUCUGCUGUCAUCGCUGCAGCUUGUGAUGACCGUCGUCUCUGCGGCUGUCAUGGACGUGCUGGGUCGACGCCGCCUCUUCCUCGCGUCUGCGGCCGCAUGUGUUUGCUCUCUGUUCGCUGUGGGCACCGUCAGCUCGUGGGGCCGUGGCAAAGAACCGCACCCGGUGGCACUGGCCAUCGAGUUGGCUCUGCUGGUAGCGUAUGCGAUUGGCUACUCCUUCGGUCUCGGUCCUGUCACGUGGCUUCUGGCUGCUGAAAUGAUCCCCUUGCAGGGCGCUGGCCUCCUGCUGAGCCUGGCGUUCGCCUUCAACUGGCUCAGCUUGUUCGCUGUGACGCUGUUCUUGGACGGGGUCCGAGAUACUCUGAGCUUCUCUGGCUGCGGCUGGUUUUUCAGCGCUGUCACACUGGCGGGCACUUCGCUGGUGUACUGGUUUGUGCCAGAGACCAAUGGCCGCAGCCUCGAGCAGAUACUGAUGGACGUCAACGCGGAAGGCGAAUAGUCUCACUCACUCAUCUCGCUCCAGAACUCACCUUUCGUGAAGCCAUGAUUGAGAAGCGGACCCACCAUUGAAGGGGGGGGGGGGGGGGCGCUUCACGUCAGAUUAGGUAUACGGUUACCAAUUAAGUAACGAAUCUAACGAAUAACCGGUCAGAUGACCUGAUAUGUUUUAAGUAAGCGAUUUAAACAUUAAAUGUAUACAAGCUGCAUGUGAAGAAGAUAUUUUAAAGAUAAAUUGUACAGAUGCACGUGCGUGUGGCUUACAAUAUGGGCCCCAUCCAGAUGCACGCUUGCGCACUAACACGCAUGCGCGUGUAACUUCCACUAUCUACCAGUUCGACAUACAUGACAAGUUAAUAAAGCUUUUGUUUUGUUGUA
Messenger RNA from Dermacentor albipictus, 1922 nucleotides. Its product is annotated as facilitated trehalose transporter Tret1-like. Gene Ontology annotation, molecular function: transmembrane transporter activity. The record is from RefSeq and is a predicted model, not a curated record. Gene Ontology annotation, biological process: transmembrane transport. Gene Ontology annotation, cellular component: membrane. Lineage: Eukaryota; Metazoa; Arthropoda; Arachnida; Ixodida; Ixodidae.